Molecule: messenger RNA, 2694 nt
Organism: Pyricularia pennisetigena
Lineage: Eukaryota; Fungi; Ascomycota; Sordariomycetes; Magnaporthales; Pyriculariaceae
Exons: 8
Coding region: 1-2694 (897 amino acids)
Biological process (GO): DNA-templated transcription; regulation of DNA-templated transcription
Molecular function (GO): DNA binding; DNA-binding transcription factor activity, RNA polymerase II-specific; zinc ion binding
Source: RefSeq, a predicted model, not a curated record
AUGAGCAGCUUCACUUUUGCGCCGCCGCAGGCGUUCCAGCCGCAACAAAAAAAUUAUGUCUUUGUCGAUGAGCAUAAUCGACAUAAGCGACUCAAGGUGAUGAGAGCAUGCGAGGGCUGCCGACGCCGGAAAAUCAAAUGCGAUGCAGCAACCAGUGCACAGUUCCCCUGCUCAGCAUGCCGUAGGCUUAAGCUGCACUGCGUCCGCCCAAAUGGCUUCGACGGCACCUCCGCCGAUGGCCAAUCUUGUGAGACUAUGGCUGGUGACUACGAGGAUAGCCCGCCUCAGCAGCCACGGAAUGUCCAGCAAGAUAUACAGCAUAUCCUCACGACGCCGGGUGCCUUGAAGCCUCCACCAGCAACAUCCUAUGUGCCGCAGACGGCGUACUCUGAUGCGUCCCCGGGAUCCAUCUAUAACCCUUCUCGAUAUCCGGAUAGCCAGUCGCCUCACGGAGCUCUAUCUUACAGCACACUGAACACUCCGAUUACUGCCAUGGAAUCUGCAUUUGGGUCUCAUGAUAUGUUCCCCAACCCGCCGGCGCAUAGGCCUUCAAUCCCUCAUUCUCCUCCCGAGUCUUACAGCAGCGGAGAUCACGGCUCUGAUCUUGCAGAUUUGCUUGGGCCUUUGAAGCUCAAUGAGUUCGGAACAGCGCCGUAUCUUAACAACAAGAUGCGACCGAAACAAGCAGAAGAGGAGCCUGUCGUGGGCGAGGAAGACGAUUACAAGAGCUCACUGCCUCCUCUUCCUUCUGGACCAGGGCUUAAGAUUCGCAUCCCACCUGAACUGAUGCCAGAUGACGACACGGCCCUCCAUUACUUUGACCUUUACUUUACCCAAGUUCAUCCUUAUGUGCCUGUCCUUGACAAGGCCAUGUUUCUGGACCAGUGGCACAACAACCGCGAGUCUCUGUCGCCAUUGAUUUUGGAGGCCGUCUUCACCGUCGCUGGUCGUCUAGCCGACGAGCCUGGAGAGGGUCAGCAGUGGUUGGCACUGGCGACACGGCAUCUCGACUCGUUUAUGGACGUUCCACGACUGAGCACACUGCAGGCGCUUCUCAUUGUCAUAAAGGCGAGGGAAGCCUCACCGAAACGUGGUUACUACUUCCGGUCAUGGAUGUCCAUCGUCCAGUGCGUCCAGAUGGGCAAGGAUUUGUCUUUGGACGACCACUAUCAAGACCACUUGGCAGGAAAGUCGUGUGGAUCGGGCCCCGCCGAAUGUCUGAUGAAGACGCGCAUAUGGCAGACCAUCUUCAUCAUGGAACUGAUGAUUGGUUCGCCUCAAGGCCGAUACGACUUGGCUGUACAAGAGGAUACGGUGGACCUACGUAUCCCACGUCCCACUCCUGGAGUUGAUGACAGCGAGUAUCAUGUUUCGCGAAACAUCACCUACAUGUCGCGUAUAGUAUGCAACGUGGCACGUGCGAACCGCUCGUAUGGUCGUGUUCGCAGGAAGAUCAACCGAGAUUGGGCCCUUGAGCCAGAGGUUGUACAGCUCACGUCACUUUCCCACGCGUGGUUGAACGAACUGCCGUCGGACUUGGCUGUCAAUUUCCCACCGGACGGAUCGCCUCCUUGGCUGACCUCGGCCUUCAUCGGCAACAUGCACUCCUACUACUACCUUAGCAUUAUCAUGCUACACCGUCCGCAACUCCAGUUGCUUGAUCCCAAUGGUGCUGAUGGCCAGUGGAAACAUCACAUGGUUGUCUGCUACUCGUCAGCAAAGCUCCUGUGCAGAUUGGAGGAGGCCAUCAUACGAUCCUAUGGGAUUGCCGGGUUGCAGUCUAUGCAGCGUGGCAUUAACUACACCAUCUAUUGCGUCUUGACUUGUAUCAUUCUUCAUCUGGUGGCCAUUACAUCUCCCGAUCCGGACCUGAACACGGAUGCCCGAGAAUACUUCACCCGCCACAUGCGCAUCUUGGAGCGUUGCAUGGCGGCCUGGCCCAUGCCUGAAAUGCAGAAGCAGAUAGAUGCGGUGCGUGAGGCCUUCUCGGCUGACAUGCGCAAGCCGUUUGUCCUAAAGCCGAGCUUUCCGUACGCCAGCCCGGCGAUCACGCACUCGACACCGCCACGUUCGGCGGCAUCAAGAGUUGGACCCAUGGAUCAGCUGUCGCAGCAGUCUUUGCGACUGCCCGGGCAGUCAUCGCAAGUCAGUUAUGCCAGCCUUCCAAUCUCCCCUCCUACAUCGGCCGGGCCUGGAGACGGCACAGGGAACUCUUCGCCAACCGCUCAGGCCCUGAGCUAUAUGUCGGGCACCCCUGGCUCACAGGCAACUUCCGCUGCUCUGCAGCAACAGCAAACAAUGUCGAUGGCGGACCCGUCGGUAACUGCCUGGAAUCCUACCAGGUUAUUUGAUCAAUGGAACUCGACCUUUGGUACGCCCCAACCCCAGCCCAUAUCCACCUCCAUGAGCGCACGAACUCCGUCUCUGAACAAUGCCCUUGUCUCCCCCGUUUCAACAGGCGCCAGCGAGGUCCCAACGCUGCAGGACAUUCAAGCCGCGCAAUCGACCAUGACUGCAGCCAAUAUGCACCAGCAUGCAGCAGCCGCGCAGAGCUAUGCCGCCCAGGCACCAGUUCCCAAUUUCGUCACACCAGCCAUGUGGCAAGAGUCCGUGGCGAGCGUGUAUGAAGGCGGGAUUAAACGUGGCUGGGAUUACGAGGCUACCGGAAUGGACAUAAAACCCCAUCGGACAUGA